CUAUGCACAUUUAUUUGACGUACUACGGUACACCCUGACCGGAAGCUUCGGGCACAAACCUUUUGUGCACGUUCUGCGCACCUCCACCUUAUAUCAUUAUUGCGGUUGAUGCGGAAUGUCAAACAAUGAAUGAACAAUUCGUAGACCUUCAAUUACUAUAUGUGUACGACAGUGCCUGGUUAUUGGAGACAUUCUGUAAAGCAUCCCCUUGUAACAGCAACCCACGUGUUGCCGUAGGAACAAAUAUAUUGGAGGGUACAGAUUCGACAUUGACAGAUACAGUGUGCAGGCGUGUGUAGCCAACAGUACAAUAUCCUUGGUUUCGAUUGUUUCUAGCGCCCUCGUUAAAAUGAGCGAAUAUUUUUCCCUUUCAGAUUGUGAUGUAAUUGGUUUUGAUUUGGACCACACUCUCUGUCGGUACCAUUUGAAGGAGACCUCUAGGCUGAUCUAUGAGAGCUUUACCAGGUAUCUGGUAGAGCAUAAAGACUAUGACAAGGACCUUCUUAUAUUGACCCCUGCUUCCUGGGAUUUCUGUUUCAAAGGCUUAGUGGUAGACCUUGAGGAUGGAAACUUGGUUAAGUUGGCUGAAGAUGGAACCGUUUUACGAGCAACCCAUGGGACCAAUAACCUCAGCACAGAAGAGAUCAUUAAACAUUAUGGUUCAAAAAGGGAAUGGAAGAACUUUAAUACCCUUAAUACCUCAUUUACCAAAUCUACAAAGUACUAUUUUUAUGACAACUAUUUUGAUCUACCCGGGGCUCUUCUCUGUGGAAGGGUUGUGGAUAUGUUGCGUAAGCGUGGGAACGAGGUGAAUUCAGACUUCUGGAAAGACAUUGUUGCUGCCAUCGACCACAAUUACAACACAUCUGCAUUCAAAGAGGAUGCAGGAUGGUACUUCCCCAGUGUAAAGAGGGACCCUGGCCGUUACCUGCAGCCCUGCUCAGAGUCCGUCAAGACCUGGCUGAGGAGCAUGAAGAGUGCUGGGAAGGUCCUCCUGCUGAUCACCAGCUCCCACAGUGACUAUUGCAGGCUCAUCUGUGACCACAUCCUGGGGAAGGACUGGGAGGAGCUGUUUGACAUCAUCAUCACCAACGCCUUGAAGCCUGGGUUCUUCUCCCUGGUGCCCCAACAGAGGCCCUUCAGGACUCUGGUGAAUGAUGUGGAGGAGAGUGAAGGACUGCCGUCCCUGGAUAAGCCUGGCUGGUACUCUCAAGGAAACUGGCCCCACCUCCACCAGCUGCUCAAAACAAUGACUGGGAAACCUGAGCCCAAGGUGGUGUACUUUGGGGAUAGCAUGCGGUCGGACAUGUUCCCUGCUAGCACGUUCGGGAAGUGGGAGACGGUGAUGAUCGUGGAGGAAAUGGAGGGAGAGGGCGUCCCGAGGUGCGACGCAGCGAAGACCAACGAGGCCCAAGCGGAGCCUCGGGGCAAGAAGGGAAAGUUUGAGGACCAGGGCAUGAAGGCGCCCUCUGCUCCAUCAGAACAGUGGGGAUCCUACUUUGUGGACUCACACAAGAGUGGUGAAGGGGACGAGGAGAGCCAGAAACUCACCUGGUGCUGCCAUAGCAUCCACAAAUACAGCACCAUGGCCAUCCCCAGUGUGGAGUCUAUUGCAGAUCUGCCUCUGAACUACAAGUUCCCCAGGUUCUGUCCCAACAAACCCUGCACCACUGGCUACUACCCCAGACCCCCAGAUUCCCUGCUGAGAAAGUUCCAGAGUCAGUCGUCUUAAAGAGUCCCUCCUCCCCAGAGUCGCCCCCCCCUCGCCCUCCUCAGCCUAAAGGGGAGGAAUGUGCCUCCAUCUCGCCUGUAGUUCCACACCUGAACCACGCCAUCGAUCCCACUGGCACAGGAAAUCGCGCUCACAUUGGUAGAAACCAUGGGAAUGUGAGAGCACAGUAUCUCUCUCUGCAAGUAACCUGGCUACAUUUGAACGUUGUUCUGUACGUGGAUUAUUGUACAUGUGUGUGGAAAAAAUGUGACUUGCCAAUUGUAUGUGUGUGGGCGUGUCAGCAAACAGUGCUGAUUUUAAAGCAUAUUAUUCAUAUUGUUUCCUGUGAAGACCACUUUUGUAAUGUAGCUAGAUAGGUAAUUGAUGUUCCAGUUAAACCCCCUACAAGUACAUCAUUCAAUGUAAGUUAAUAACUCUUCAGAGUACUAAAAAAAAACUUUACGCCCUGUAAAUACUGUCCUACAUUUAGUUUUUUGGUGUGUUUCCUUACCUCAAAAAACAUGAUCGGAGCUGGAGUGCAACGUUGCAGUCACAGCGGUGUUGUCUGUUGUCUCCAGAGAGAAAUUCCUAAUAAUUCAUUAUGUCCAGUAUCUUUGGUAUGAUGUGUGUGUGUGUGUGUGUAUAAUACAUAACAAACAGCCAUUUUGGUUUUCUGUUUCACUGUAUGCAUUUCAGUGACAGUAACUUAAGAUGUCCUUUAAGAUAAAGCAUUUCCCCUGUGUUUGUCACAGAUUCCCCCCGGUACUGCUGCUCAUUCCGUGCACCAGUUCCGGAGCUCUACAUCACCGGCCUUCUAGGCUUCACUGAACUGUCUAAUUACGCACUCGUGGUUCCCAUUUCCCCUUAUUAGUAAUUGUAUAUACUCUGUUCACCAUUGUCACCAUGCCCGUUGGUCCUGUGAGUACCUGUGUUGUUUCGGCUUUCGUGCUGCGUGUUUUGUACAAUUGUUAUUACGGGUCUUACCUCGUUCUUUUGUUUGGGUUGCAUCCCAGUGUGUUUUUGUAUUUGUUCUGGGCAUCGUCCCCGUGCCUUUCAUGGCAUGUUGUUUAAUUUGGGUGGAGUAUUAAAACCCCCUAUUAUGUAUUCCUGCGCCUGUCGCCAAUCAUUUAUGCAACGUAACAGUAUUGAUUUUGUGGAAGGUGUUUAAGAGGAUUGUUCUUGAAGAAAUGGCACAAUCAGUCCUUAGUGUUACCUUUUUGUUGAAUAUAAAAUAAUAAAACGGUAAUAUUGGAUGCUUAAAGAUUAUGCUCUGUGUACUCUGUUAUUCUUUUGGUGCAACAGUAAACUAUAGUGCUGUUGGAGUGACUACUGUGUAAAAAUGUGUUAUACUUAUGCUUCAUAUGCAGUACCAAUUUGAAGAUAUGCUUUAAUUGACUUCUGAAUGGUUACAUGUGUUGGUUAGCUGCAUAUAGACUAUUUGUAUUAUAAUAAUAAGAAACACGUCUUAAUUUGCUUGCUUGUAGAAGUAUUUUUACAGGAAGUACUUUAGAGAGGAUAGCAGACCUUAAUUGGUCUUUGGAUUAUUUCUGUUUUAAAUGUGUGUGUUGGUGUUAAAUGCAGUGCAGUUUUGGUGAUUUUAUUCCAUUUACUUUUUUCCCCCAUCUGAUUUAGAAACUUUUAUUUGCUCAUUUGCCUUACGUUCAAUUCAUUAGUGGUAUUUUAGUGUUCUAGAGAAGAUGCAGGGAUAGUGUUCGAUGUACUGUCCGUGAAAUAAAUAAAGUUAUACAAUUUUGUUACACACUGCAUUUUUCUGAUUUGACUUUUCUUGAAAGUUCAAAUAAAACAUCUGAAAAUG
Oncorhynchus kisutch (coho salmon) is the source of this 3527-nucleotide messenger RNA. RefSeq names its product 5'-nucleotidase domain-containing protein 1-like. Gene Ontology annotation, molecular function: 5'-nucleotidase activity. Lineage: Eukaryota; Metazoa; Chordata; Actinopteri; Salmoniformes; Salmonidae. The record is from RefSeq and is a predicted model, not a curated record. The transcript is spliced from 12 exons. The coding region runs from base 350 to 1732 and encodes 460 amino acids.